UUAAGUAUUUAGCUGGAAUUUUAAAAGACACUCAAAUUACCACACUUAGUCUUGGAAAUAACAAUAUAAUGGAUGAAGGGGUAAAAUAUCUUAGUAAAUCUCUAAAAAAUUCUCAAAUUACUACACUUGAUCUUAGUCAUAAUCACAUUGGAUGCAAUGGUGUUCGAUAUUUAACUCAAGUUUUAAGAGACACUCAAAUUAGCACACUUAUACUUACAGCCAACAGUAUAUUGGAUGAUGGUGUAAAAUGUCUUAGUGAUUCUCUAAAAGAUACCAAAAUUAACCAACUUAAUCUGAGUAAAAACAAAACCGGAUACGAUACAGCACAAUACUUAAAUGAGAUAUUGAUUGAUAUUAAAAUAAAAUCUCUUGAUCUUGAUAUUCAUUACACAGAAGAUGGUGAUAUUAAUAAAUGUAUAUCUCAAAGAUUAAAUGGUGACCAUAUUAUAAUUACUCUUUAUAAUAAUAAAAUAAGCGUUAUUGUUGCUCAGUAUUUAAAUAAAAUCCUUCAAAAUAAAACAAUUGCUAAACUUACAAUUGUUAGCCGUACUCGAAACUUAGAAGCGGAUGAUGCUCGAUAUUUGGUUCAAACUCUUAAAGAUACUCAAAUUACUAAACUUGAUAUGACUAGAAGCAAAAUUGGAUACGAUGCAGCUUUAUAUUUAAAUGAGAUGCUGAAUGAUACUACAAUUGUGUUUUUUCAUAUUGAUAUUCAAUACAUAGAGGAUGGCAAUGUUAAGAAGUAUAUAUCUCAAAGAUCAUAUUGUGAUUUUAAGAAAAUAAAUAUAACGCUUCAUAAUAAUAAAAUAGGCAUUAAUGGUGCUCAGUAUUUAAAUAAAAUCUGUCAAAAUAAAACAAUUGCUGAGCUUACACUUAACGAUGAAGACUUAGAAGCCGAUGAUGCACAUUAUCUAGCUCAAGCUUUCAAAGACACUGUAAUCAGAGAGUUUAAAAUGUAUUUCUGGCAUAUUAAUCAAUUUAAUGGUGUUCGAUAUUUGGUCCAAGUAUUUAAAGAUGCUCAAAUUGGUAUAUUAAAUCUGAGGGAAAAAUAUAUUGGAGCUAAAUGUGCUCAAUGUUUGGCUGAAUUUUUAAGAGAAGUUAAGGUUAUAGAUCUUAGUCUCUCUGGAAAUAGCAUUGGAGAUGAAGGCAUGGAAUAUUUAGUACCAGUAAUUAAAAAUAGUGAUAUUAUGUAUAUUGAUUUUUCAAGGAAUAAUAUAACAAAUCAAGGAGCGAAAUAUUUAUCUGAAAUUUUACGAAAUUCGAAAAUUAUUACAAUAGAUUUGCGCUAUAAUAGUAUAGGACCUGACGGUAUAAGAUAUCUAGAGAAUGUUUUGUCCUAUAGUCAAGUCAUGCAUAUUCUAAUUCUUGAAAAUUUGAGAGAGAAUUUCAAUUUAAGACUCAAUAUUAUAACAUCAGAAAAUUAUCGAAUCAGAUUUAAAAUAAUUCACAAUGUAUUUAAAAAAUUAGUGUCACUGAAUACUAAGAGUAAUGAAUUUGAAUUUACUAAAAAUCCUACAUUUAAUCCUGAUGACUAUGUUUUUUUAUUCAAAGCUUUAAAUGAAAAUCCAAAUUCUAAGGUGCAUAUUUUCGAUGGAUUGGUUAGAAAGGAUUACGAUAUGAAUACAAUGAGCAAGAUUAAUGAGUUUAUAGCAAUAAUGCCAAAGAAAUUUAAUGCAUUUCUGGAGAAUAAAUUAUUGGAUUUCAUAGGAUCAUUUGGCAAUUAUAAUUAUGUGAAUCUUGUAAAGGAAUUUGAAAAUAUGAAACUUUAUGAUAUUGUUCAAAAUUUACUGUUACACAGGGUAUUAUAUUAUGUAGAUGAAAACCAGGAAAUUUUACAUCCAUACAUUUAUAAAACGUUGAAUAAAUACAAUAUGCCUUUAUAUAAUGAACAACUUGAGCCGAGUAAAAAAGAAACAAUAAUUGCUUAUUAUCAAAAUCACCACGAAAUUGAUGGGGCACAGGAAAUUGUAGAUUUAUUAAUAUCAGAACCCUUUACAACGAACAAGCCUACACCAAAUAAACUCGUUAAGUUAACUAGUAAUAUGGAAGAUAAGUACCAUAAAUUUAAAAAUCAAGAAUUGAAAUGCGAUAAUUCACAAAUAUAA
This is a messenger RNA of Chrysoperla carnea, 2105 nucleotides long. RefSeq lists its product as uncharacterized. Lineage: Eukaryota; Metazoa; Arthropoda; Insecta; Neuroptera; Chrysopidae. The record is from RefSeq and is a predicted model, not a curated record. The coding region runs from base 69 to 2105 and encodes 678 amino acids. Gene Ontology annotation, molecular function: protein binding. The transcript is spliced from 2 exons.